CUUUUCUACCCCUGGCGCACAACGCGGUUUCCUUUGCCUCUCUUCUCUCGCCAAGGCUCUUUAAUUUUCCACCAGAGGCCGCUCGCCGCCAACUCCUCUUCUUCAGCUCCUCUUCUUUAUUAGGGUUUCCCUUUACGGCCGGAUUCGAAACGGGAAGAAGCCAUGGAGAUGGACUCAUGGGAUCGGUUGUCCUCCGCCUCGAAGCGCCACGAGUCGAUUCUUCGAUCCCGAUACGAUAUGUACCUUGGAUUGGAGGACACCGACGGAGGAGAAGAUGACUCUCGAGCGGAGUUUCCGUGCCCGUUUUGCUUCGAGGACUUCGAUCUGGUGGGAUUGUGCUGUCAUCUUGAUGAUGAGCACCCAGUGGAAGUGAAGACUGAGAUAGUAUGCCCUAUAUGUGCGGCCAGAGUUGCAAUGGACAUAGUUGGCCACAUAACAGUGCAGCAUGGAAAUUUCUUUAAGAUGCAGCAUGAAAGGAGACUUUCCAAAGGUUCAUCAAGAUCUCAUUCAACACUUUCGUUCCUGAGAAAGGAAUUGCAGGAUGCCAAUCUUCGAUUUUCCUGUGGAGGCUCAUCAGACACGCUUGCUUCCUCCAAUGCUGCACCUGAUCCUUUACUGUCAUCGUUCAUUUUCAGUUUGCCUGAAGUGGAACCUUCAAAAGAUGUACAAGCUGUAAUCUCUGAUGAAGAAAGCACAGUGGAUGAAAUUUCAGAUGAUAAGGUGGAAAAUAGUGCCGAACCAACUCUAUCUUACCAAGAUGAGGAGAGAGCUCGGAGGAGCGAGUUUGUGCGGGAGCUUGUGCUGUCCACGAUAAUUGACGACAACUUGUAGUGGAGUCAACCAAGUGGUGGCAGCAGCUGCGGCUAUGGCAAUGCCUGAUCUCACUCGGCUAGUUGCCACCUUGGGCAUCAGAAUUGCCCACAUCUCUGGCAGAGGGGGAGGUGAUCUUAUAGAGUUAUAGUUGUAUUGCAAGAAGACGAGUGCUUGGAAUCUGUGAUACAGCACUGUAGUGUAUAGGUCAUAGCUAUGUAUAAUUCAAGUGCAAGCAUCUCUUUCAAAAGGAAACAAUAAAAUGUUAGCUGAAAGAAGUCAGGACACGUCUUUUGGAAUCUCAAGAUUCUGCUCAUUUUCUAGUC
Musa acuminata AAA Group (dessert banana) is the source of this 1136-nucleotide messenger RNA. RefSeq names its product protein DEHYDRATION-INDUCED 19 homolog 2. NCBI's taxonomy places the organism in Eukaryota, Viridiplantae, Streptophyta, Magnoliopsida, Zingiberales, Musaceae. The transcript has 5 exons. The coding region runs from base 163 to 831 and encodes 222 amino acids. The record is from RefSeq and is a predicted model, not a curated record.